Molecule: messenger RNA, 1697 nt
Organism: Umbelopsis ramanniana AG
Lineage: Eukaryota; Fungi; Mucoromycota; Umbelopsidomycetes; Umbelopsidales; Umbelopsidaceae
Exons: 5
Coding region: 66-1463 (465 amino acids)
Biological process (GO): ergosterol biosynthetic process
Cellular component (GO): endoplasmic reticulum; membrane
Molecular function (GO): flavin adenine dinucleotide binding; squalene monooxygenase activity
Source: RefSeq, a predicted model, not a curated record
AAAAAAAAAAAAGGGAAGCUGGUUGACUUCUAACAUCUUCCUAUUAACACCUUCGUUCCCAUUCAAUGGCCGUUUCCAACCAACUUGAAUCCGCGUCGGAAUACGAUAUCAUUGUCAUUGGCGCUGGAGUGGUUGGGUGUGCCGCUGCCAGAGCAUUCGGUACUGAUGGUCGAAAGGUACUCCUUAUUGAACGAGACCUGAAUCAACCUGACCGGAUUGUGGGAGAGUUACUACAACCAGGAGGUGUCAAUGCUUUGCGUCAACUUGGAAUGGAAGACUGUAUUGAAGGAAUAGAUGGCAUUCCUUGCUAUGGCUAUGGUGUCAUCAGAAACAAAGAGGUUGUACACAUUCCUUACCCGGUCGACGAGACAACUCAGCAAAAGUCUGUUGGAAAGUCUUUCCAUCAUGGUCGAUUCAUCAACAACCUUCGCAAAGCUGCCAAAAGUACAAAGAAUGUUACUGUUUUAGAAGCGACCGUCACCACUCUCAUCAAAGAGGAAGAAGAGGAUACUGUAGUUGGUGUUGUAGCUCUCACCACAGAUCGCACCGAGAUCAGAGCCUAUGCUCCGCUCACCAUCGUGGCCGACGGACUGUUUUCAAAAUUCCGCAAAGAGAUUACUGACCUCACUCCCGAUGUUCGAUCUAAUUUUGUUGGGUUCGUUUUGAAGGACCUUGUCUUGCCCUACCCUCAACAUGGGCAUGUUGUGCUUGCAAAGCCAUCCCCUGUACUGCUCUACCAGAUCAGCACCCACGAUACCCGCAUUCUCAUUGAUGUCCCAGGAAAACUUCCUAGUGUCUCCAACGGAGAUCUAAAGCGUUAUUUGCAGACAGUGGUGGCACCAGAGCUACCAGAAGAUAUAAAGACCAAGUUCAUGGAAGCAUUGGAAACCGAACGAUUGAGGUCUAUGCCAAAUGGAUGGCUUCCACCUUCUCCUAACAAGAGUGCUGGUAUGAUUGUCCUUGGAGAUGCCAUGAAUGUUCGACACCCACUUACAGGAGGAGGCAUGACAGUGGGAUUGAGCGAUGUGGUAUCGCUUGCUGACUUACUGUCAAAGGAAAAUAUCCCAUCGUUAACUCAGCAGGAGCUGAUAAGUAGUAGCAUGCAGACUUUCUACUGGAGAAGAAAGAAUUAUUGUGUCGCCAUCAACGUUCUCGCCAUGGCUCUGUACGCUUUGUUCUCCGCUGGUGACAACGAAGAUUUGGAAAUUCUGCAGCGAGGUUGCUUUGGGUACUUCCAACUUGGUGGAGAGUGUGUCAACGGUCCAGUUGGUCUGUUGUCUGGUCUUAUCCAGCGACCUAUGGUCCUGGUGUAUCACUUCUUCUCCGUUGCCCUCUAUUCCAUCCAUCUCAACUUCAAGCAAGGUUCCUGGGCAGAUGUGCCCUAUAAUAUCUGGAAAUCCUUCACUGUAUUGUACACUGCAUGUGUUGUCAUUUUACCUUACCUUCUUCGUGAAGCACGCUAGAUCCUUCUUGUCACAUUUUUUUUUUAAAGUUUUGCAUUUUUUCUUCUUCCUUUCAUUGGUCGCUUGUUCGAAUAUAUUACAGUCUGAAUCAUUUAAUACAAAAUACACUACAUUUACAUUAUAGUAAUAAUGAAUAGCCAAAUAUUUGUCCUUGUUCACAGCAUGAAAGGAAAGAUUUUUGUUCUGUUUUGUUGUCGAUGAAAUAUGCUGAAUCUCAUAAAUUAUCAACGGUUU